AUGUCCCCGCAGGACUUCACCCAGCAAACAUGCACGCGCAUGAUACAAACAGCUGAGCUAAAACAUUAUUAUUGGCUCACAAUUUUUCUCCCUUCGUUUUAUUUUACGCAGAGACAACUCUCCCAGCAGGAGAUUUAGGUGCGCGCGCGCACGCGCCAGAGAGCAAGAGAGAGACAGAGGGAGCACUCUGCUUUGCUGACACUGGGGGAGGACAGUCCGCACUACACCCCGUGUGUCCCAGACAUGCGUGGAUACCUAGCGUGAUCGGCGGAGAUCCAUGGAGAUAGUUUAGUGGAAAGUCCAGUAACAUUUUACAUGAAAACAGAUCUUCCCUGAAGGAGCACAGACAGGCAGAAAAACGCACCCCAGCCUUCGCUCAACUGCAUGACCAGCGAAUGAGCCUUGUUCAUGCGUCUCCCUGCGUUCCACUCCCACAUCACUAUGAACUGUGAGCAGGACUUCGGAGAUGGGGGCUUGGGAGUGACCCUCACUCUACGACUGCUCAUGCAUGGAAAGGAGGUUGGAAGCAUCAUAGGAAAGAAAGGAGAGACUGUGAAACGAAUACGAGAAGAGAGCAGCGCACGUGUCAACAUCUCAGAGGGCUCCUGUCCAGAGAGGAUCAUCACCAUCACUGGUUCAACAGACAGCGUGUUCAGAGCCUUCACCAUGAUCACAUAUAAACUGGAAGAGGAUCUAACUGCGUUGGUGGCCAAUGGGACCAUCAGCUCCAAACCACCUGUCACUCUUCGUCUGGUCAUCCCCGCCAGCCAGUGUGGCUCGCUGAUCGGGAAGGGCGGAGCAAAAAUUAAAGAGAUCAGAGAAAGCACUGGAGCUCAGAUCCAGGUGGCAGGGGAUUUGCUUCCCAACUCUACUGAGCGAGGGGUGACGAUAUCGGGGAACCAAGACUCUGUAAUCCAGUGUGUCAAACUCAUCUGCACUGUAAUCCUGGAGUCUCCACCAAAGGGCGCCACCAUCCCCUAUCGACCGACCCCCUCACCUGCUGCCCUCCUCAUUGCAGGAAACCAGGUUUUUGAGGCAUCUGAUUUUGCACCACACCCUCUGUACUCAGUCACCCAAGGUGGCCUGGACCUCCAGCAGGCAUACGCUUUGCAAAACCAAUAUGGCAUUCCACACUCAGAGCUGGCCAAGCUGCAUCAGCUGUCAGUGCAGCAAGGCCUGAGUCCCAUUGCCCAGCCAGCCUCCACAAUCAUGCCCGGAAUGGACUCAACCUCGCAGACGUCUCAGGAGCUGCUGAUUCCCAAUGACUUGAUUGGCUCAAUCAUCGGCCGUCAGGGCACGAAGAUCAAUGAGAUCCGGCAAGUGUCGGGAGCUCAGAUCAAGAUCGGGAGCCAGCUGGACGGGACAAGCGACCGCCAUGUCACCAUCACAGGAACACCAGUCAGCAUCAACCUGGCCCAGUAUCUCAUCACCUCUUGCUUAGAGACAGCCAAGUCCACAGCCCAGGCAGCCACCAUGCCAUCUCCAGUCGACCUUAACAUGGCCUUCACUCAGCCGGCCUCUCCAGCAGCCUCCCCUGCACCUACCCUGACCACCGUGGGGACACUGACCCCAGCUCAUGUGCUCGGCACCCCUUACGGCGCCAUGCCCCUCUCCGGGUUGCUCGGGAUGAAAUCCGUCCCCUUUCUGACUCUGUCCAGCCCUGCCCCCACUGUGGCUGUCACUGCAGCACCCUCCCACUCCACUCUUGCCGCAUACACGGCCAAAAUCUCCUCAGCCAACUGCAUUAAAAAGCCAGAGAGACAGAAGUUUGCUCCGUAUUGAUGAAGCCUCCACGUGUGCAGAGUCAGAUGAAGGACACCUGCAGUGUUCUUCCACAAAUGCCUGAUGUAGCCAUAAACGCCAGAAGAGAUGCUCCUGACUUGGAUUCUGUGAUGCACCAAUAGAGACCAAUGGAAAAUGCCAUUUACUGCUAUUUACAAUUAUGGAUAAUUUAUCAGUUUCCCAUCAAUCGAUGAUUUUAUCAUUACCAUUAUUCUUGGCAUAAAAGGGCUGGAACUUAACCUGAGAGACACAUGUUUAACGCUUUAUUCAUGCGUGUCUCAAGUUAGACGUCAGCAAGUAUUUAUUCCCCAGUAAAUUUGUAAGUUGUAUUCAGAUGACAAAUGAUGCUUUUAUACGUCUGUUUGCCUGUUGAAGUUUGUAAGAAAAUUUAUAAAUGUCCAAUGGGAGUUUUUUUUUUCUUUUUUCUAAUUAAUCUGUGCAAUGGUACUGUACUUUACUUUAUAGCAAUGUCUGUUUUGUUGGUUUUAUUUUGAAUGUGAAACCUGUUAAUCUUUAUUUAUUUGUAUUGUUUCAUUUAUUAAAAAUCUUUGUUUCCUGACAUGGCAGAUGUA
This is a messenger RNA of Oryzias latipes (Japanese medaka), 2354 nucleotides long. RefSeq names its product poly(rC) binding protein 4 (gene pcbp4). Lineage: Eukaryota; Metazoa; Chordata; Actinopteri; Beloniformes; Adrianichthyidae. Gene Ontology annotation, molecular function: RNA binding. The record is from RefSeq and is a predicted model, not a curated record.